AUGAGUGGAACCAUGAUUUCAGAACCACUUAACAUGGGCAAUGCCACAAAACUUCCAUUAAACGACAAUGCAUCUUAUCAACAGCAACAAAAACUUUCUGUUGAAAUUGCAAAAAAGUCCUCAGGUACCAAUAGUCUAGAACUACACCAAAGACGCGUCAAACAAAAUCUCCAAGUAGCCGCCGCUGGCGAAGACUAUUUGGUGGAACAAGGAAAGUCAGUGGUACACUAUAUCUUAAACCCACACGAACUACGAAACGACCACCCAGUUUGGCAUUAUGCUUAUUUAAUUGUGUUGAUUUUUGCCGCGUUUAUUGCCUUGUUUAUUGGACCGGUGGUGUUUGGUAUGCUGGCCACUUUCGGCGGUAUUGGCGCACCGUUUAUUUUAUCAUUGGCUGGUGCAGGAGCUGGACUUUUCGCCGGAUUGGUGUUUGGUGUGGUGUUUGCAGUUGUUUGCAUUGUAGGAUUGAUCAGAGUUGUUGGCUAUGCUGCCGGUUGGGUUUUAGAUACACUUUGGCUUGGUGGAAAUGACAUGUUGGAUAUUACACGUAAUCUUGCUCAGAUGAUCGUUGAUCCAUCCAAAAUUCAACAUCAACAUCAAUAA
Messenger RNA from Ambispora gerdemannii, 603 nucleotides. The record is from the annotation of a GenBank genome assembly. NCBI's taxonomy places the organism in Eukaryota, Fungi, Glomeromycota, Glomeromycetes, Archaeosporales, Ambisporaceae.